GCACGGAUCGUUCAGUCUCCUCCAGUGUCUUUUCUGUCUCCAGUCUUCCUCCUCCUCCUCACUUGAGAUUGGAGGUGACAGGUGAUCGAGCAGUCAGUCUGUCAGUCUGUCUGGCUGUCUGACUCCAGCAGUGGAUGUUCUUGCGCAGGCUGCUCUCCACCGCGGUGAGGCUGGACGGAUAAACUCACCAUGGCUCUGGAACCGGAGGGGAACAACCGGCUCCUGCAAGACGUGCUGGCGAGACCGGGCAACGAUACGUGCGCGGACUGCGGCAAUCCAGAGCCGGACUGGGCGUCGCUGACUUUGGGUGUGUUUGUUUGCCAGGCCUGCUCGCUCCUUCACCGGAGCAUUCCCCACAUCAGCCGAGUCAAGUCUAUCCAGGACACGUGGGAUGCCAGUGACGUGGAGUUGAUGGCUGCUACAGGAAACAGUGCAGCCCGGGCCAAAUAUGAGCAGAAGGUUCCGGCUUUCUACUACAGACCAACACACACUGACUGCAAGAUGCUGAGAGAGCAGUGGAUCAGAGCCAAGUACGAGAGGAAUGAGUUUGAGUUUAUUGAAAAACAGGAGCCUUACUCUGCAGGGUACAGAGAGGGGUUUCUAUGGAAACGAGGAAGAGACAACGGUCAGUUUCUUAGCCGAAAGUUCAUCCUGUCAGAGAGGGAGGGGGCACUGAAAUACUUCAACAAGCAGGAUGCCAGGGAUCCCAAAGCAGUGAUGAAAAUCGAGACCCUCAACGCCACCUUCCAGCCCGCUAAGAUUGGCAACCCCUGCGGCCUGCAGAUUACCUACCUGAAAGACAACAGCACAAGGAACAUCUUUGUCUACCACAGUGACGCUAAGGAGAUGGUUGACUGGUUCAAUGCUAUCAGAGCGGCCAGGUUCCACUACCUACAGGUGGCCUUCCCUGGAGCAAGUGACGAGGAGCUGGUGCCCAAACUGACCCGAAACUUCAUGAAGGAGGGCUUUAUGGAGAAAACAGGUCCAAAGCACACAGAGGGCUUCAAGAAGAGGUGGUUUACUAUGGACGACAGGAGACUCAUGUAUUUCAAAGAUCCUCUGGAUGCCUACGCCCGUGGUGAAGUGUUCAUUGGCAGUAAGGAGAACAGCUACACCGUCCUGUCCGGCUUGCCCUCUUCCACCCAGGGCUACCACUGGAACCAUGGCAUCACCAUCGUCACGCCGGACAGGAAGUUCCUGUUUGCCUGCGAGACCGAGGCCGAGCAACGGGAUUGGAUAGCCGCCUUUCAGAGGGUCAUCAAUCGACCAAUGAGGCCACAGGAAUAUGCAGUGGAGGCCCAUUUUAAACACAAGCCUUGAAGACUGCAGGAAGCCACAACUCAGCUGGACCGGCCCAGUCUCAUUCAGAUCAAGAGACAAUCCCAAUGUGUGACCACAGAACGUUGGCGGGAGGCGCUGGGGUGUGGUUUUGGGGGACAGGAGUGGGUUAUAGGAUGGUGUGAAGAAAUAGAAAGAGGGACUCAAGCCUAUCUGUGUAGAAAACUUGAACUCUAACGGGACUGAAGGCCCCUCAUGGGGUGAAACGUUGGUGAUCCGAGGCCAAAGGGUAGAUGAUGUCAUCACUAUUGCGCCUACCAACCUUGUGCUAUACAUUAUCAUCAUCCUUCCUUUCCUCAGCCGUGUGGACCCCUUCCCUGCAACGACCUCCCCUAUCUCAAAUUUCGUCUCGUGAACGGUUCAUUCUCUCUGUAAUCUAAUGUAAUUAUGUAAUCUAGAGUCAUUUCACUGGUUGCUUAACAAAGACAAUGCAUUGUUAAUUUAUUGAAUGUACAGUUUUUGAUGACAGUGGCUUACCGUGUGUGUGUGUGCGUGUGUGUGUGUGGGUGUGUGUGUGUGUGUGUGUGUGUGUGUGUGGAAUCGUGAUGUUUUCGUUGAGGACGCUGUGAGGUUGAACCUCUGGCACUGAGACCCUGUUAAACCCUGAACCUACAAAGUGCUGUUAACAACAAAUAUGCAUAAAAACACACACACACAGACAAACUCUCAGUGAUCACCGUAGCUGUUAACGUAGCUGGAGGUGGCUGAUGUGCAUCCAGACAGGGUUCUUUUACAACCUCAAUCUAACAGCUGUUCUCUUUAUUUAUUUGUACUGUUGAAACAUACUGAGUCAUCGUAGACAGUUAUUAUUGCUGCUUUAAAGGAUUGUAAUGUGACAGGAUUGUAAUUUAUAUAACACUUCUACAACUGGUUUCUUUUGCAUCUUGUUUUAAAAGACACAUGGUUGUGUUGACCCUUAAAUCACAGUGAUGGUUUGUUUCAUUAUGAAAAUCUUAACAUGAAUACAGAUGAACCUGAAAUCAUGUGGCCGUGUUUGAUUUUUCCUCAGUGUUUUAAGACAUUUCAGCUCGGUGGGACGACACACUGUAAAUAUGAUGCUUUCCAACUUUAGGUAGUUUGACUGAAGGAUAAUUCUGCUUGACUUGGGUUCAAAUUUUAUACUUUUGGCCCUCAUUCUUAUUGGUUAGGUUUAUUUUACAAAGACUUUGUUGUAGUGAUGUCAUUCACAGACCCCAGCAAUUAAUUUGAUUCCAGAGUUUUCCUAUAAAGCCCCUAGGGAACUUUAUUUUACUUUUAAGCCUGAGCACUGUCAAGGCAAUGCAACAUUUAAAGUGCAGUA
Plectropomus leopardus (leopard coralgrouper) is the source of this 2638-nucleotide messenger RNA. RefSeq names its product arf-GAP with dual PH domain-containing protein 1. Gene Ontology annotation, molecular function: GTPase activator activity; phosphatidylinositol bisphosphate binding; phosphatidylinositol-3,4,5-trisphosphate binding. Lineage: Eukaryota; Metazoa; Chordata; Actinopteri; Perciformes; Serranidae. Gene Ontology annotation, cellular component: intracellular membrane-bounded organelle; cytoplasm; plasma membrane. The record is from RefSeq and is a predicted model, not a curated record. Gene Ontology annotation, biological process: positive regulation of GTPase activity.